AGCCAGCGCCCUCCAGAUGUUUUGGACUGCGACAUCCACUGUAUGUUCUCUCAGGCCCUUCUGGCCGAGAUUCAUAGGUACAAAGCGUAGCACCUUGUCCUGCUUUGGGAGAUAUUUAAUUACCCUGAGCGUAGCCGCUGGCGCGCUUAUGAUCGGUGCUAUGCAAAACGCAACCCGCCAGGCUUUACUAAAAGCCACAACAGCUGGGUUCAGGCCACACGCAGGACGGCUUCACCAAACGGCGGAAGAGAAGACCGACCCCCAGCUGCGACUUGGCUUCAGUGCGGAGCGUCUCCAAAAUGCCUUUCGACGCUUUCGCAGAGACGCAGCUCGCUCCAGCGUCCAGAAAGCGGCGCUGCGGCUAGGCCGGAGGAAGCCGCGCCGAAAGGAAGCGACAGGCCGCGGCGGCUGCUCGGCGAGCAUGGCCGGGCAGCGGGGCGGAGAGCCGGCGAAUUAUGUCGCGCGCCUUUCCGAGUGGGCGGACGCGCACCUCACCCUCGUCCGGAACAUCAGUACUGGAAUGGCAAUAGCUGGAGUGAUUUUACUUGCCAAGAGUAUCAAACUGACAACCAAAUUCACAAAUGUUUUGGAAAUACCCCCGGAAUUUAUAAAGAAGAAUGUUAAGCUACGGGGACAAUUACAUCGAAUAUCUGAGCAAGGAUUAGAAAUUGAACAUGUACCUAUUACCCUUCCAAUCAUUUCAUCUCUGCAGAAAAGAUGGCAUUCAGAUGGUUUGUUGCUUGUCAGGCUGGCUGGUGUGGAGUUAGCACCAGAUGGUGUAAUCUGGUUAAAAGAAGAAAUAAAACCUUCACAAAUGAUUUGGUUCCAGCUUUUGGGCAGAAAAAAUUCAGGACUUGAUUGCUUUGUAAUAGUAAAUAAGGGGAGAUUUUCCAGUAUUUGUCUAAAUGAAGAGAUCCUGCAACAAGGGCUUGGCAAGACAGUUCGUAUUGAAGGACUAGCUCAUGAAUCCCGGAUAUACUGGAAACUUCACAAGAGGCUACUUCGAGCAGAACUGAAAGCUGUGAAAAAAAAGAAAGGAAUCUGGGAAGAAGAAACAUUUAUUGAAAAACUUAAAGGGCACAUAAGCAAUUAUAAAUGUAUCCAAAAAUUAAAACAGUUUGCAACGUGGCUGAGAAUCUGGCCAUGAAAAUAGCAGCCUUUUUUGCUUGGGAGGACCCUGUAUGGACCAGGGAGCAGCAUUACAUUAGUUUCUGUGAGAAUGAUGUAACUAAGCUCUUAAGAGAAGAAAAUGAAAACAUGGGAUACAUAUUUCUUAAGAAAAUGUGCAUGUACAACAUGCAUAAUUAUUGUUAAAGUUUUAAUCAGCUUUUUAAAGCUGAAGAACCCACUUAAGGCUGCCUAAAUAUUCAAGGGGAAGAAAACACAAAAUUUAAUGUGAAUUGAGGAAAUAUGGAAAUACUGCUGAUACGGCUUACUCGGAUUAGAGCAAAAAAAAAAAAAAA
Python bivittatus (Burmese python) is the source of this 1463-nucleotide messenger RNA. It is a transcript of the gene MISO1, whose product is annotated as mitochondrial inner membrane subdomain organizer 1. Lineage: Eukaryota; Metazoa; Chordata; Lepidosauria; Squamata; Pythonidae. The record is from RefSeq and is a predicted model, not a curated record.